Molecule: messenger RNA, 1141 nt
Organism: Oenanthe melanoleuca
Lineage: Eukaryota; Metazoa; Chordata; Aves; Passeriformes; Muscicapidae
Exons: 2
Coding region: 101-1141 (346 amino acids)
Source: RefSeq, a predicted model, not a curated record
UUAAAAAGAUGCCUUGUAUUCUUGGAGUGUUGCAUUCUACCUCUGUUGUUUUUCCUGGUAGUCUGGAUCCUCUGCUUAGAUUUUUUUCUUCAUUUUUUAGAUGUCCUGGGUGUUUUGGAUGUCCCGAUUGAGGGCAGUGAUGGCUUUCAUGAAGAAAUCUUCAAAUGAAGACAGGAUUAUCCAAACACUUCCCUUCCCUGCUGCACUAGAAGCCAGGAAUAUCCUGUUGCUUCAGUCUGAAAACGGAACAGGUCGCACUAGCCUAAGCUACAGGCAACAUAGUGGUGCCGCAACCCGGUCUGCUCCCCGGCACACGGGCUUGAGCGGCGGGCGACGGGAAGCACGCUGGCGGAGGAGACGACCGAGGCAGCUGGCUGACCCCGGUGGGGAGGACGCUCCCAGUACCACCGAGAUGGAAUCACUCGGGAAGGUAAUUGAAGAAAUCCACACACAGUGGGGAAUUCAUUGCAAGUUUAAUGACUUUAAUACUGCUAUUAGGCGGUUGUUAAUGCUGAAUGCUAUUGAUCGUCCUGUGGACGUUUUGCACUCCGAAUGUUGGGGGAUGUGCACGACUGCUCUUGCUGAAGACGUUAUUGCCUCCGGCUCUAGUAAAUGUCUAAAGAGCUGGGGCAAAGUUAAACAAGCAUUGACAAAGGCUCUAGAAGAGCAAGAGACGUGGAAGGCAGCCCAGCAAUGUUUAAGAGCCAUUCCGAAGCUGGGUGUUGGAGCCGCAACUCAGACUGUUGUUACCGAUAACCUUGCAAGUUCACAUUCGUUGUUGGAUACUAACAACCCUUCGCUGUCGCGACCCUCAUCUCCACUCCCGACCUCCGAUCCUAAACCUAACCCAAACCCACUUCCCCAACGCGAUAGUUCCCCGUUUUCUAACGCCGGUACUAAUGAUAUUAAUGAAAGUGAAAUGAAAAUAAGACCACCACCCUAUGCCCCACAAAAUGGCGCCGAAGGGGAGCGGGAGGGGCGGGGCCAACGGCUGAUUCCCGCCACAGACAUGCGCGGUCAAGACCAAGGGGAGGGAGGCGUGGUUUCUAACUGGGAGGGGAGACCGGAGGCCUAUCAGAGAGCGAGCCAGUCACACGUUUCCUUAUAUGGCCAAGAAGCCCCUAGAAAAAAGGCGGAGUAA